AUGCCUCGUCGCCAACUUCAUGAGCACGACUUCGGUACCCAGGUUGCUUGUGUUGCUGAGACCUUCGGCGCCAUACCUCUCGAGGGCACGGGGAUACCGCAAUCUCAGCGACUCCAACCAAAGUCAGAGACUGUGCUCGCGAUUGCCAUUGAUGCGAUGCUCAAGUCUCGUCCUAUAUCGCACCAUCUGGCGCACAAAACCACCUGUGGUUUGAUCGAUCACCGAUACCAUUUGAUUGACACACUGGCAAAUAGUACAUGGGAGGACCGAGUCCAGACUUUGAGACAGUCAGGUUACAACCGCUAUAGGGAACAGUGUGCUACAAAUCUGGGCAACCUUGCAGAACUCGUCAACAAUAAAUAUGAUGGUGAUCUCAAUCAACUAUUGGAAGGUUCUCACGGCCAUACUGAGGAGAUCCAAAGACGAAUGAAAGAGAUCAAAGGGAUAGGGGACCUGGGGGCUGAGUUAUUUUUGGACCAGGUGCAUAGUGUCUGGCCUUCCGUUGCACCUUUCCUCGACUCUCGAAGCCUCAAAACCGCUGAAGAAAUCGGUAUAGGAACAGACUUGGAUGCUAUUUACGAUGAGCUCGGACAAGAUUCGGUUUCUAUGAGUAAAUUUGCAAGUGGGUUAUCCAAAGUCCGGCUGGAGCACAAGGAGCAUGAUAUUCAAGCACUAUAA
Molecule: messenger RNA, 678 nt
Organism: Penicillium macrosclerotiorum
Lineage: Eukaryota; Fungi; Ascomycota; Eurotiomycetes; Eurotiales; Aspergillaceae
Exons: 2
Coding region: 1-678 (225 amino acids)
Biological process (GO): DNA repair
Molecular function (GO): catalytic activity
Source: RefSeq, a predicted model, not a curated record